AUGGAAGAGUUGAAGCAGUUUCAUCAUGCUGUUUAUGAGGCAGUGAUGAAUAAGAAUCCUAAGAAUUGUAGCCGUGCUUUCUUCAAGUGCACAUCACUGUGCGAAGAUGUGUCGAACAACUUCUCUGAGUCGUACAACAACACUAUCAACCAAGCAAGAGAGAUGCCAUUGGUAGCAAUGUUAGAGACGAUAAGAAGACAAUGCUUGAUCAGGAAUGAUAUGAGAAGAAAGAAGGCUGCAAAGCAUAAGGGAAAAUACAGUUUGAAAGUGGCCAAAACCAUAAAAGAAGAGCAGAGACACUUGAAGUAUUGUGAGGUAAUCCCUUGUGGCAAUGAGCAUUAUGAAGUGGCUGAACAUGUUCAUCAUGGUUUCAGGGUAGAUAUGAAUGCAAAAACAUGUGCUUGUAGAAGGUGGAGUAUGAUAGGGAUACCUUGUCGUCAUGUUUUGCGAGUAAUUGGGUUGAAGAAGAAUCAGAAGCCUAAAGAUUUUGUUACAUGUGACUGGUUAUUGACAUCAAGAUGGGUUGCUCAGUACAAUGAACAACUGAUGGGAGUUAAUGGUAUGUAUUUUUGGGAGAAAUCCGGUGAACAAGAGCUUCAGCCACCACCUAGAGAGAAAACUAAAGGGCGUACAAAGAAGCAGAAACGAAUCAAGGGGAAGAAUGAGUCUCCAAAGAAAAAGAGAAAGCAAGGAAAGGAAGUAGAAGAAGAGGCUCCUCCAAAGAAGGUGAAAAUAACUAGAGAAGGAAUCACUUUGCAUUGUUCUCAAUGUAGCAAGCCUGGACAUAACACAAGCUGUCAAAAUCCUGGGGUUCAAGGUAAGCAAGCUCAGCCAAGAAAGCGUCGAGGGGAAGGAGGUCCAAGUCAACCAAGUCAAGCCUCACAAGCAUCUCAGAUUUCACUUGGUGAUUAA
Messenger RNA from Camelina sativa (false flax), 912 nucleotides. RefSeq lists its product as uncharacterized. Gene Ontology annotation, molecular function: zinc ion binding. NCBI's taxonomy places the organism in Eukaryota, Viridiplantae, Streptophyta, Magnoliopsida, Brassicales, Brassicaceae. The record is from RefSeq and is a predicted model, not a curated record.